UGGGGCUGUGGGAGACAGGCCGCGGGUUCUGCGGCUGCUGCCGCCGCCGCCCCCUCCUCGGCCCUGCCGCGCCUGUCAGCCGCCGUCGGGGGUGUCGAGGGGAAGAGGCCUCGCCCGCCCCGUCCCGCGGGGCUGAGGGGGGCGAGACGGGGCCCCGCCUGGCUCCGGGAAGGGAACUUUGCCCCGUCUCACCCACGCUUGUGUUGGAGAAAGCGCUCUCCUCUCCCUGCCUCGAAGAUCUUCAUGUAACUGGCUGAAAAAUGGUUCCGCAAGAUGACAGCACCAACUCUAACACUGUUAAAAUGGAGACUGUCUUCACUUUGACAUGAUGUGUGAAGUUUGUUAGCAUUUUUUGAUUCUUUUUUUACAGUUAUUGUGGAAGGUUACAAAUGGUGUGGGUUUUUAUCAUGAAUCGAAUGAGCUCCCAGAGCAGUUCAUACACUCAGCGUAGGCGAAUGGCUCUAGGAAUUGUCAUUCUUCUCCUUGUUGACGUGAUAUGGGUUGCCUCUUCAGAACUCACUUCUUAUGUUUUUACAAAGUACAACAAACCUUUUUUCAGUACGUUUGCAAAAACAUCCAUGUUUGUUCUAUACCUCUUGGGAUUUAUUGUUUGGAAACCAUGGAGGCAACAGUGUACUCGUGGGUUUCGUGGAAGGCAUGCAGCUUUUUUUGCAGAUGCUGAAGGUUAUUUUGCUGCUUGUACAACAGAUAACACUGUAAACAGUUCUCUGAGUGAACCUUUAUAUGUUCCUGUAAAGUUUCAUGAUUUGCCAACUGAAAAAAAUGGCAGUAAUAAUAGUGAUGCAGAGAAAACUCCCAAAAAGCCUCGUGUAAGGUUCAGUAAUAUUAUGGAGAUUCGACAACUUCCAUCGAGCCAUGCAUUGGAAGCAAAGUUGUCUCGUAUGUCAUAUCCAACAGUUAAGGAGCAGGAAUCAAUAUUAAAAACUGUAGGAAAACUCACUGCAACUCAAGUAGCAAAAAUUAGCUUUUUCUUUUGCUUCGUGUGGUUCUUGGCAAAUUUCUCUUAUCAAGAAGCUCUGUCAGAUACUCAAGUUGCUAUAGUUAAUAUCUUGUCUUCAACUUCUGGGCUUUUUACUUUAAUCUUAGCUGCAGUCUUUCCCAGUAACAGUGGAGAUAGGUUUACCCUGUCCAAAUUAUUAGCUGUUAUUUUAAGCAUUGGUGGUGUGGUACUUGUUAACCUUUCUGGAUCUGAGAAGUCUGCUGGAAAAGAUACACUAGGUUCCCUUUGGUCUCUUGUAGGAGCAAUGCUGUAUGCUGUGUACAUAGUAAUGAUCAAAAGGAAAGUAGAUAGAGAAGAUAAACUUGACAUACCAAUGUUCUUUGGUUUUGUAGGGCUGUUUAACCUGUUGCUGCUGUGGCCAGGGUUUUUCCUGCUUCACUAUACUGGGUUUGAAGCGUUUGAGUUUCCCAAUAAGCUGAUAUGGAUGUGCAUUGUCAUUAAUGGCCUUAUCGGAACAGUUCUGUCAGAGUUCCUCUGGCUGUGGGGAUGCUUUCUUACCUCAUCACUGAUAGGCACACUUGCGCUAAGCCUUACAAUACCUCUGUCCAUAAUAGCUGACAUGUGCAUGCAAAAGGUGCAGUUUUCCUGGUUAUUUUUUGCAGGGGCAGUACCUGUAUUUUUCUCUUUUUUCAUUGCAACUCUCUUAUGUCACUAUAACAACUGGGAUCCAGUGAUGGUGGGGAUCAGAAGAAUUUUUGCCUUUAUUUGUAGAAAACAUCGAAUUCAGAGAAUGCCAGAAGAAAAUGAGCAGUGUGAAAGUCUCAUUCCUAUGCAUAGUGUUUCACAAGAUGGAGACAGUUGCUGUUCAUAGACAAAAGUUUAAAAAUGGAAUGAUGCCCAGCGAAGAGACAAUCUUCUGGAAAAGUCCUAAGGAAUCAUGUUUCAGUGCCUAUUCCGAAUUUGUAGUAAAAAUAAGAAGUUUCAGUUCUUUUGAAACUCUAAACUUUUCCUCUAUCUUGCUUUCAUCUGGUUUUAUAAAUGAACAAAUUUACUACAUGCCUAUCACCAUAGGGAGUCUUAGUCCAUCUGAGCAACCAACCUGCCUUAUAACACUGAGCUGGUGAAGUUACUUGACAAAAUCAAGAAAACAAAUGCUGUUAAAUGAUUCCUUUCUCUUUUUAACUCACAAUUUUGUUAAAUGCUGGACAAUAUUAUUUUUAAAAAAUACUUUCAAAUGAGUUAUGUAAAUAAGUUCGCAGGUCAUGAAGUCUUACAGGCUUUCAGAUGAAAAGCUAAAUAGAUAUGUUACCUGUAGUAGGUACAAAUUAACUUUUUUAUGUUGUAUAAACUAUUUGCAUAUUAAUAGAAGAAAAUAGAAAAAUAAUUUAUUAAGUGCAUUCUUGUAAUUAUUGAGGCAGGAUCUUUGUAGGGUCCUGGAACACUACAUAUAUAUUGUCUGAUGCCAUUUUGAGAAGCCUUGUAAUGGCAAUGGGUGCCGAUGUUUAAAAAUCUUUUGUUACCUAACAAUCUGGAGUGUUUAAAGUUUUAGUGAAUGGUAAAAUGUUUCUAAUUACAGUACAUUUGGGUGUCCUGUCUCAAGAUCAGUGUUUGUUUUAAACAGACUGAUUCUGUAACCCAUUCUUAUUCCCAUUUAUCUUACAUAAAAACUAAAUUUGAAGAUUUUGACAUGUAUAGCUGCCAAGUUAUGAAAGAGAUCAAAUUAAUUGUGGAACUUUUCAGUCAAUGGGUUGGCACUACAGUAAUCUGCUAAACAAUCUGAAAAAGAUAAAGGUGUUUGCAUUGAUUUUUUUUUUCAGUGGCAUUAAUAAAUUUAUUAUAAAAGUGAUCAUUUUCCUUAACUUGUAUCUUCCUUCCACUGCAGUGCUUCUGUCCUAUUUGAUUCUGAAAAGUUAUAAAUAAUUAUAUUCAGGAAUAUUUGAAAUUAGUCAGUGCCAUUUUCCAACUUCUGGCCUGUAUGACACUUCAAUUAAAGUUAACUUUGGCUUUUGAUGGAUUUUAUUUUUUAUAAUGAAUGAAGGAUGGAUUUUCAGCCAACAGUAUUCUCUUCCACAUAAUGAGAUUAUUAGUAGCAUACUUCCACCAUCCUUCCACACAAAUACAGGAGGAGGACAUAACACAAACGCAUUUUCAUGUUUUGACGCUCAGUAAUGAUACUUCCAAAAGAAAUUUUGGUGUUUUGGUGAUUCAACUACUAGGCGAGAGGGAAUGCAGGAAAGCAACAUGGGCAGCUAUACAUUUAGAAGGAUUGAUUAGCCAGCAGCUACAAUUUAAUGUAAAAACCUGUAAGUAGAAAAGGGAGAGGGGAAAAAAAACAAAACAAAACAAAAAACCUGGGGGCUAUUCUGGUCAAAUAUUGUACCUUUAUCAAAUUUUUCCUUCCAAUUUUUAGUAUUGGAUUGCAAGUUUCAGUGAUCUGAGACAUCUCCUCAAGAUGAGGUAGCAAGUGCUUCUUUGGACGCCUGAAAUAGGAAUGAAAAAGAUCCAAAGAGCAAAACCACAAACCCCAAAGAAGUUUAUUAAAUUUAUGUAGGCAUUUUGAGAAACUUCCCAUUUCAAUUCCCAAACACCAUAAGUAGAGGGGAUAAAAUGCAGUACGUAUGACUAAUUUUACAUUUGACUUUGGUAGAAUUUUCAGAGAUUUUUUGGUAAGUGGAAUUUCCUUAGCUUUUUUUUAAGGAUUUUUUUUUCUUAUAAAUUAGUACAAAUUAGAGAAUAUUAGCUUCAGCUUUUUUCCAAGAAGUAAUGUUAAGAUCUACUGGCAAUAAAAAGCUAAUGUCUGCUUUCAAUUAAUAAUUCAAUGAGAUCAUACUGAAUAUAUAAUACCAGACAUAAACUACAAAUUUAAAUCAGCUGGGACUUGGUAUCAACAAACUAAGCCUGGGAAAACUGAAUUUGCUUUCAGAUGGGCAAUUACAGUAUUUUUAGCAAAAUAUUCUAAUACUGUCUUUUGAAAUUGGUCAUACUGAUAGAAUUGGAGCUGUAAUGUAUAAUGGGCAAUUGCUAUUCAUAUUUGUCCUUACGUUCGUGGCUUGAAGUGAAAGAUUAUCAUAGUCUCCUAAGUACCAGGAGAAUAUUCUUCUGUCUCUGACCCCAGGAAUGUUGAAUAAUGUUUCUAUUCAGUAAACUCAAAGUUAGGGCCUUCCCACUGGUUUUCUUUUUAACAAAAAUGUGUUAAUCUUUUUUGUUUGUUUUUUAAAAGAUAUUAAAUACUUUAAUCUCAUGGCACUAGGUAGCUCGAGUGGUCUUUUUGCAUGAAAUUACAGUUAUGAACGAAUAAGAAACAAAGCAAACUGUCCUUCCUGAAAGGAUUUUUAAACAGUGGUGCCCCUGUAGUUAAAAGAAAUGUGUGAACAGUUUUAAUUACGGAAGCUAUGACGUGUAACAUUGUUCCUGCAUUUAAUAGAAUGUGAUGAGGCUUUUUUCUAUAGAAUCCUGUGAUUUUUAGUACAAUAAUAUUUUAUAAAUAUAAUGUCUAAUUUGAAAUGUAAAUUGCUUAGCUCUCUAAUGGGUGCUUGAUAAAUGCACAAGAGAUUUAGCUUUGAUUCUCAGGUACCUCUGAUGUAAUGGAGACAUGCUGGGUUUUUCUUCCUCAUGACACAACUGGAAUGUGAAGGAGCUCUCUCGUAAAUGCUUUAGCUCUGUGUGCUAGCAUAAACUGUCAUUGCUGUUACUGUUUCAAUUUGGAAAUGUCUUUAUUCUGACUUAUUUCUUGUAGGAAGCACGUACACUUUAAAAAAAAAAAAGGAAUUUUUAUCUUAAGCAUUUCUUUGAAUGUCAUUAGAUGCUUAAGGAACAGUGAUUUCCCAUGCCUACAAAAUGGAAAAUGAAUACUACAUGUGUCGCUCUGUCAAACAGUUGAACUAAUUCCUGUAAUCCUGUGAGACAACCAACAAUUUCUUCUGUGUGUGAUGAGGUUUUGAAGCUUUUUAGGUUUUAUAUAUGGAGGAAAUUAUGAUAAUUUGCCAGAUGCUAUGUAGCUUGCCUUUGCUUUUAAGGUUUUGGUGUGCUCGUAGGGUUUUGGUGAGUCUUGCGUAGUUUGAUGUACUAUGUACUGCACUACAGAACAAAGGGGGGAAAAAGGAUUUGAGUUUUUCUGGCUACUUUCUGUUAGGUUUCAGACAUGCUGAAAAUGUGUUUGCUUUGAGGGGUUGCUGUAGGUGCAAAAUUAGUUCAGCAAAGGACUAAAGUACAUGCGACGUCGGUACUCAACAACUACUUAGUAUGGGACACAUGAAUGCCACUGAAGACGCUGCGAGCCCCAUGUUUCUGUUGCCCAGUGUGCACUGCAUCUUGCUUGUUGGUUUUUUGCCUGUGGAGAUCCAUGUAGGGGAGUGGAGGCUGUACGACAUGACUGAUUUGGUUUGUCACGAAGUGGGGCUGGAGUGGACUGCACACUGACACUCAGAAGCAGGGAGGCUACGGCACUGGCACUGCCUGGGUAUCUCACUGCGGUUUUGCAAAUGCUGAAGUAUUUUGCAGAAACGCAGUGUUAAGCAGUGGUAUUCAAAUGACAAACGAUGGUGCUGCGUGCGAUACUUGACUCAAUAUGCUGGUAUAUGCAUUGCGUACCUCCUUGUAAUGUACUGGCAAAAAUGGGAGAGUCUGCAAAUUACUUAUCUUGGUAUGUGCUGUUGUAAUUGUCAUUCUCUCUCAUGAUCCCCAUUGUGCCCAGGUACUGCUAUUCACAUCUGUGAUUGCUUUAAAUAAGGUGGUAAAAUGAUUUCUUUGUAAUUCUUGGUUCUAUCUCUCUGUGUUGUAUGUUAUCAUUCCUGUUCCUUACUAAAAGAUCCUUCUAUCUUAGCUUAGUUUAGCUCAGUAACUUAAAUUCCCUAUCAGAGGAGGGGGGGAACCCAGUUAAAUUUUAGACACAGGGUGAGUUUAUGGACACACUUUCAAAUUUCAUAUGAAAAUAGGCAUCAGUAAGGCAGAGCGUUUGUAUGUUUAUAAAUGAAGUUAAGAAGUGGCAUACUCAAAAAUCAAGAAAUAAAAAAUAAUGUUAAUAUCACACUGAGUUAUGUGGCUAACUAUAGUAUGGUACUUUUAAUCAGGUUUCUUUAUUUGGGAUAAGUUUUUAGUUGGUUACCGUUUCUGUUAUGCAGUCAGAUGAAAUGUCUGCAAUUCCAUAGUUAUAAGUGCAGUAGCAUUUAAGUGUUGGUUCAUAAGAAGUUGUUAUGCAUGCUUUUUAUUUUUUUUCCUAUCUAAUCCAGGAUUGCAUUAAUGGUGUAUUUUGUUUUACAUGGUUAUUGCAGGGCAUGAUUUCUCAGGGAAAUAUGGAUGAUACCAUGCGUUGUGAGAGCUGGUAACUAAUUCCUGCUUUUAAAACUGUUACAAAUAUUUUCAGGUUUCACUCAAACAUUUCACAUCACCUGACUUUUGUGUUGAAAUUCCUUAGGCUUAUUAAGUAAAUCAUGAUGAGAAUGUUAAGAGUGUUUAAAGGUGUGAAUAAAAUACACUCUACCUAACA
This is a messenger RNA of Chroicocephalus ridibundus (black-headed gull), 6446 nucleotides long. It is a transcript of the gene SLC35F5, whose product is annotated as solute carrier family 35 member F5. Gene Ontology annotation, cellular component: membrane. The record is from RefSeq and is a predicted model, not a curated record. Bases 390 to 1832 code for a protein of 480 amino acids. Lineage: Eukaryota; Metazoa; Chordata; Aves; Charadriiformes; Laridae. The transcript has 17 exons.